Castor canadensis (American beaver) is the source of this 2682-nucleotide messenger RNA. RefSeq names its product MIER family member 2 (gene Mier2). The record is from RefSeq and is a predicted model, not a curated record. Gene Ontology annotation, molecular function: histone deacetylase binding; transcription corepressor activity. Gene Ontology annotation, biological process: negative regulation of transcription by RNA polymerase II. NCBI's taxonomy places the organism in Eukaryota, Metazoa, Chordata, Mammalia, Rodentia, Castoridae. Gene Ontology annotation, cellular component: nucleoplasm.
CUCCCGCGCGCACAUACGGCCAUGGCGGAGGCCUCCUCGCUGGGGAGGCAGAGUCCUCGCGUGGCCUCCUGCCUUGCACACAGCCUGUGCCCCAGGGAGCCCAGCUUACAGACGACAGCAGUGGUGUCCAUGGGCUCUGCAGACCAUCAGUUCAACCUUGCAGAGAUCUUGUCACAGAACUACAGCCUCCGGGAGGGGUGUGCAGAAGCCUCAAGGUGCCCUGAUAAGCCCGAGGAAGAGCUGGACAAGGACUUCAUCUCUCAGAGCAGUGACAUGCCUCUCGAUGAGCUGCUAGCACUCUAUGGAUACGAGGCAUCAGACCCCAUCUCAGAGCAGGAGAGUGAGAGCGGUAAUGCAACUCCCAACCUCCCAGACAUGACACUGGACAAGGAACAAAUAGCGAAGGACUUGCUUUCAGGGGAAGAGGAGGAAGAGACACAGUCCUCGGCUGAUGACCUCACCCCAUCCGUCACAUGCCAUGAAGCCUCUAGCCUCUUUCCUAACCAGAGCGGGUCCCGCUUUCUGGGUAAUGAAGAUAAAGAUCCUAGCUCUUCAGCUUCCUCUGACACUGAGGAGGACUCUCUUCCUGCCAACAAGUGUAAGAAGGAGAUCAUGGUGGGGCCUCAGUUCCAAGCUGACCUUAGCAGCCUGCACCUGAACCGACACAGCGAGAAAAUCUAUGAGAAUGAAGACCAGCUGCUCUGGGUCCCCAACAUCCUCCCAGAGAGGGAGGUAGAGGAGUUCCUGUACAGGGCAGUGAAGCGGAGAUGGCAUGAGAUGGCUGGCUCUCAGCUCCCAGAGGGUGAGACCGUAAAAGACAGUGAGCAGGCACUGUAUGAGUUGGUGAAAUGUAAUUUCAAUGUGGAGGAGGCCCUGCGAAGGCUGAGGUUCAAUGUGAAGGUGAUUCGAGACGGGCUCUGUGCCUGGAGUGAGGAGGAGCGCAGGAACUUCGAGCACGGCUUCCGUGUUCACGGGAAGAACUUCCACCUGAUACAGGCCAACAAGGUACGCACACGGUCGGUGGGGGAGUGCGUGGAAUACUACUUGUGGAAGAAAUCUGAGCGCUAUGACUACUUUGCCCAGCAGACAAGGCUGGGCCGGAGGAAGUUUGUCUCGUCUGGAACCACAGACACUGACCAAGACCUGGAUGGCCUUGACCCUGAUGGCACCACCCGCACCCGCCCUGAUCAGGAACCCCUGGCAGGGGUGCACACCGAGCCGCUGAGUGUGGAUAACAUGGCCAGUGGUCUUGGUCAGCCUGGAGUGGGCUCUGAUGGUCUCCCAUCCUUGGAGUCAGGGCUCUGCCCCUUCCAACAGCUGGAUGAGCCCCCCACUGUGCCCCUGCCCCAGCAGCCCCCUGCCCUGACUGACCCAGCUGAGUAUACAUCAGCCCCAGCUACUUCGCAACCGAAUGCCAGCCCAAGGCUUGCUGUGGACUUCGCCCUGCCUGAGGAACUGCCGCUUAUGUCCAGCCACGUGGAUCUGAGUGGGGACCCUGAGGAGCCUGUGGCCCCAGCACAGGUGGCCUUGUCGGUCACUGAGUUUGGACUCAUUGGCAUUGGGGAUGUGAAUCCCUUCCUGGCUGGCCACCCGGUGUGCCCGGCCCCUCCGCUGCACUCAGAGCCCUUGUCACACUGCAAUGUGAUGACCUGUUGAUCCCUGGCCACAGGCGGGUGUGGCGCUGCUGCCAGGCUUGCCUGUCAGUCUUCCUGACCCUCCCCUACACAGGCCUCAAGGGGCACCUUCUCUGCUUCAGAACACGACGGGACCCGGUGAAGUGGCUGGGUUGCUGCCCUUGCCCCUUGCACAGACUGGACCCAGGGCCAUGCAGACCCCGGGUCUCAGUGCCCGGCAUUACCACCCACCCCAGGCUGCCACCUCACUGUGGGAUCCACUGGGCAGCCAGGUGCAGAGAGGACCUGUCCCUUGGGACGCAGGGCAGAGCCAGCCACUUAGCCCCUUUCAGCCAGCAGAGGCAAGGGCAGGUGGCACUGCCCCUUGGGGGACAGGCAGGACCCGUGCCCAUACCAGCAGCCUCUGCCUGGGCACCUUCAGCAGGGCUUGAUCUAUUUCCCUACACUCGGUGGAGCUGGACAGCUGCUGCUCAGUGCUGGACUCCUGGGGCACAGAGCCAUAUACCUCGCUGCCUGGCCCACCCUGCCUUCUGCCAUCUCCACUUCAGGAAAAGCCGCACUUUAUGCCCCCAUCUGCCUCCUGCCUCCCUCAUCCUCCCCGACCCUGUGUGUAGGUCGGUUGGGCUGGGGCCUUCAGCAGCCCUGCGUGAGGGAGGAGAUGAUGAUGGUGACUAACCCUUUCCUUUUUCCCCUGUACCUUGUACCAGGGCAGGGAGCUCCAGAAGUGCUGGCCAUCACCUGUGACAGACACCAAGUCUGGCCUCCAGCCUGCCCAUGGCCCUGUAGGUCUUAUUUCUGUUAGAGGCAUCCCAGCAAGAUGGCUGGGGAUCCUUGUCCUCUUUUUGGCCUCCCUCGUUUUAUUUAUGUUGGUGUUUACAAGUCAGAGUGGGGUCCUUGGGGCAGGCAUCUCCUGCCCUGGUGUUGGCAGAGUGGUGCUGUGUUCGAGCCUCUGCAGCUGGACUCAACUGUCCCUCGCCCCACUGAGGACCACACUGUGAAGUGCACCUGCCUUUGCCCCUUUGCUGUUUUAUUUAUUAAACUUGGUUUG